AUGGUCAAAGAUACCAGGUUCUAUGAUUUGUUAAAUGUUUCGCCUACGGUGUCACCACAGGAGUUGAAAAAGUCGUACAAGCUUGCAGCGUUGCGAUACCAUCCUGAUAAGAACGGACACAGUGAGUCUGCAAAACAGGCGUUCCAGCAGAUAACGGAGGCGUAUGGGAUUCUCAGUGAUGAGCGGAAGAGAAAGAUCUAUGAUAGGUAUGGGGUUUCGGAUGAGAACGAGAUAGUGGCGAUAUUAGCGUCUCAGAAGCGUGCAGCAGCAGCAGCAGCGCCGGCAGCUACGGCAGCGAGAAACAUGGAGAUGACACCUGGGGAUUUGUUUGCGCAUUUCUUUGGCGAUGGGUUUGGAGCGGGAGGGGAGUUUUCGUUUCUACAGGGCAACUUGGGGGGGCAUUGCCGGUUUAAUUCAGCUGCCAAAGACAAGGCGCGAGAUGGGAAAAGCAGGGGCCCGGACAUCAAGCACAAUUUGAAAUGUGAGCUGAAGGAGUUGUACUCUGGUAAGGUUGCGAAGUUGGGACUUACGAGAACGAGGUUGUGCCAUCGAUGUUCGGGCCACGGCAGUAUGACAAGCAGUGUUUGUGGCGAGUGCCGGGGCCAAGGUGUGUACUCGCAAACGAGAAGGCAUGGGCCGUUAGUGCAGACGUGGUCGUCUUCGUGCAGAAAUUGUUCUGGGGCUGGUACGUUUGUAAAGUCUAACGAUGUGUGUCAGACGUGCCGGGGAACCGGAUACAUACGAGAACGCAAGAUUUUCGAAGUUGAAAUCAAACCGGGGCUGUCUAAUAAAUCUGAAAUCAUCCUUCCCGGCGAAGCAGACCAGGUUAUUAGCACAGUGUACGGGAAACAGCAGGUCAUACCUGGAGACGUUAUUAUAAUAGUGCAGGAGCAAUGUAGUACAGGCAGAUACCGAAGAUUCAGGGAAUCAGAUUUGGUGUUGACUAGGUGUGUUGUCGAUCUUCGAACAAGCCUCUGUGGCGGAUCGAUCUAUAUCGACGAUCAUCCGAGCGGCAGGCCUAUCAAGCUCGAGGUAAUACCUGGUGAAUUACUAAAUCCAGGAUCCAUAAAAUGUGUCGAAAACUUGGGCAUGCCAAAGCGGGACAACCCCUCGCAAUACGGUGAUCUAUAUAUUAAGUUCUGUGUGAACUUUCCUGAGAGGCUAGAACCAGAAACUAUGAAUGUGAUAUCAAGUGCCCUUGCCUCAGAUUCGAACAUUAUACGACAAGAGAAUAUAACCGAGCCCUCCUCUGCCCAAACUCGGAACCCUGAUUGUUAUGAAGAACAUGUCUUUAGUAACUUUAACGAAAUUCCCGAUCUACGGAAAAGAAGACACUACAACAGCUCUGUAGCUGGCAAUAAAAGGCACAAACCAGGAGGUAUCUACGAGUCCGAAGAUGAAUACUCAGACAGAAGUUACGAUGAAGAUGCAUAUGACGACGGGUUCGAUGUUUAUCCUGACGCUCGGCCAAAGACCUAUCGCAUGGGUGAAGAAGCUACGACUGCGUCCUAG
Messenger RNA from Eremothecium cymbalariae DBVPG#7215, 1512 nucleotides. It is a transcript of the gene APJ1, whose product is annotated as Apj1p. The coding region runs from base 1 to 1512 and encodes 503 amino acids. Gene Ontology annotation, molecular function: Hsp70 protein binding. Gene Ontology annotation, biological process: protein refolding. Lineage: Eukaryota; Fungi; Ascomycota; Saccharomycetes; Saccharomycetales; Saccharomycetaceae. The record is from RefSeq and is a predicted model, not a curated record. The transcript has a single exon. Gene Ontology annotation, cellular component: cytosol; cytoplasm; nucleus.